This is a messenger RNA of Trypanosoma rangeli, 2727 nucleotides long. RefSeq names its product putative chloride channel protein. Bases 1 to 2727 code for a protein of 908 amino acids. The record is from RefSeq and is a predicted model, not a curated record. Lineage: Eukaryota; Euglenozoa; Kinetoplastea; Trypanosomatida; Trypanosomatidae. Gene Ontology annotation, biological process: chloride transport; transmembrane transport. Gene Ontology annotation, cellular component: membrane; intracellular membrane-bounded organelle. The transcript has a single exon. Gene Ontology annotation, molecular function: voltage-gated chloride channel activity.
AUGCCCUGUGAGUCGAUGGGGCGCCGCGGCGUUGCAGAGGGCUCUGUCAGCUCCUCUCAGUGGCGAAGAAACCCCCUUCACUCACAGCACAGCACUUCGAGGGAUCGUGGAACGAAUGCAUGGUCUCAAGAGUUGUUCCAAGAGGCUGAGGAGGAAGGCGAUGCCGCCUUUUUACGCCUUCGGGCUCCGUUGUUUUGGCACUCAGCGCGCCCGCACGUUUUUUCGGAGGAAGAGCGGCGGCGCAUGGAUAAAUAUGAGAGUAUUGAUUACAGCGAGGCCCAAUCCUUAUCGUACAAGGCUCGAAUGUUGAAUCGAAAGAAGGAGCAUCGCUGGCUGAAGUGGAUGAUGUUUAUCGCGGUGGGGGUCUGUGUUGGGUUGUGGUCUGUGCUCAUCCUUCAAACGCUUGAAUUAAUGUCGACGCAGAAACUAAGCCUGCUGGAGCGCUAUAUCAUUGUUCGUGUAGACAAAAGUGCAUCGAACAAUGAAACUGACUUCUUUGGACUGACGCCUGGCGGGGUACGUUGGUGUGACGUAGGUCGAGGAUAUCUGAUUUACUUUCUUUGGAGCGGUUUUGCCGCUUUGCUUUCCUCGCUUUGUUGCGUUAUUGUGCCAAGCGCGGCUGGCAGCGGUGUACCGGAUGUGAUGGCUUACCUGAAUGGUAUUAUGUUCCCUCGUAUAUUUAACAUACGAAACCUCGUCGUUAAGUCUCUCUCCUGCAUUCUUGCCGUUGGUUCUGGACUUCCGGUGGGAGUGGAGGGGCCAAUCAUACACAUGGGCUCUCUUAUUGGUGCGGGACUUCCUACGGGGCGCAGCCGGACUCUGCGAUGUAGCGCAGACUCAUUGCUCUCAACCUUUCAAAAUCCACGCGAUAUGCGAGAUUUCAUCUCCGCAGGGGCGGCAUGUGGCAUGACAUCCGCCUUUUCUGCUCCCAUUGGCGGAAUGCUCUUUGUGAUGGAAGAAAUGGCCACGUUUUUUCCUGUACAACUUGCAUGCCUCGUGUUUGUCUCCUGUCUGUCAUGCAUGUGUGUGAUUCAGAUUAUAAACACCUAUCUGGUCGGCUGGCAGGUUCCGGCAAGCCUGCCAGUAAGCAUGGGAGCUGGCGAAUUCCGCCCCUAUGCUAUUUCCAUGUUUAUUGUGGGCGUUGUAAAGGGAAAUCAUGUGCCGAUGAACCUAUUGACAUUUAUUCCUACUAUUGUGGGAGCCAUUGCUCUUGGCCUACUAGCUGUGUCUUAUACAGUGUCGAGUGUGAUGUUCACCCGAUGGCGUUCAAAACGACUGUUUCCAAGUGUUCUGCUGCGUGUGUUGGAGCCCUGCGCGUGCGCCCUUGUGUAUGCAACGGCGUGCUAUAUGCUUCCACUGGCCUUUGACUGUGUUGAGGUGCCGGAGUACGUGAAAAUGCACAAGGAAGAGCUUGGUAUUGAGCUCUUCACAGCCUUUUGCGCUGACCGCGAGAACAUGUUCAGCCCUUUCGGGACCCUUGCCUUAACAAGUCCUUACAAUGGCAUUCGACUCUUGUUUUCCCGUCAUACGGCGGCGGUGACACCAUGGUAUGCAUGUUUGCUGCACUUGCUGCUCUACACACUCGGCUCUAGCUACGCGGGUGGCAUGUUCAUUUCGUGUGGUACAGUUAUUCCCUCGCUCUUUAUAGGCGCCAUGGGAGGGCGACUCAUUGGAGUUCUUUUCAACAAGAGUGUGUGGGCGGACCCGGGUGUGAUGGCGCUGAUAGGCUCUGCCUCCUACUUUUCGGGUAUUUCGCGCCUCUCCUUUUCUCUCAUUGUUAUUAUGAUGGAGUUGACUUCCGACCUGACGCACAUCACUUGCCUCAUGGUUGGUGUGAUUUUAGCGAGAGCCGUGGCGAACCGCUUUUGCCACUCCCUGUACCACUCGCUGUUGGAGGUGAAGGCGGCCCCGUUUCUUGAGGUUCAGGCGAGCGUCCACAAGCUGGACAUGUUCUGCGCAAAGGACAUCAUGAGCUCCCCUGCCGUGACGCUUGCGACGGUGGAAACGGUGGCUCACCUUGUAGAGACACUACGGUCCACCCCACAUAACAGCUUUCCUGUGGUGCUGACGGGAACAGGCACGUACAACGGUGUUAUUUCUCGCUCACAGUUGGAGCUACUAUUGUGGUUUAUUUACUUCCGCGACGUGGAGCGGGAAAAGGGUAGUGAGGCACAGGACUCGUUGAAGAGUUCUACUUUAGGCGACUGUGUUGCCGAGAGCAGCGGAGGCCGCGAGCAUGAGGGAACAUUGAUGGUAUCUGAUGCGGACAGGUGUGACACAGAUGGGUGCGGCGCCGCCGCAUCCAAUAGCCCCGACAGUAAUGGGGCGAAGGCGGCAACGCGGUGGCUGGAGCUGCAACCGCAUGCGACCUACAUGGACUUGAGGGAAGUGAGCGAGCGCAUCUUCUGGCGACGUCUGCCGUCUUUACCACCGGUGGAGCUCCUGCCGGCGGCUACGAGGCAGUGUUACGUGGAUCUCUCCCCAUACGUGGAUCUUAGCGCGUACUACGUACGGGAUCUGAUGUGCAUCUCGCGGACGUACUACAUCUUUCGUCACUUGGGACUGCGGCAGCUGCCGGUGGUGGACCGCAAUCACCACGUGAUUGGCGUUAUCUCGCGCAAAAACUUUGUUAGUGAUCGCCUGCAUGAGCGGCUUCAUGAGGCGGAGGAGAUUGCAAGGCAGUCUGCGUAUGACAGGGCACAGCAUCUGUACAGUAAAUGCCAGUAG